AUGUCUCGGACUCAGGAGCGCGCGAAACGCAUGGCGUUGCUGAACGCGGGUCCACAGGUGCCAGCCGUGACUUCAAACGAGCAGCAUGGUCAACUCAUCCCGCUAAAAGGUGACCACUUCCUCCGACGCGACACAUACGACAUUCCAAUCGAAGAGAACGAAGAGUUUCCCAUUCGAUCACGGAACGUCGAAUCCGGCAAACCUCGCUCGACGAGAGAUAUUGAUCCGGAAGACUCACCACUAUCAGAAGAUGAGCUUGAAGCCGUCUAUGGCGGGAACGCAAGUCCAAUACGCUCAUCUCCCCAUCAGACACUACUGAGCGAGAAGAUUCACGAUCAGCAACAGCGGCGAUCGAGUGUCGCUGGCCGACCUAAGAGGAGACGAAUCUUACAGCCGGAUGCUCAGAAGCCUGCAGUACCCAGUGCACCGGUGCAGCCCGAGGCAGUGCCUUUCAAUGCACCAAUCAUCACGCAUGAUCAAGAUCGAGAAGGCUCCCCGUCAGACAAGAUCACUCCACGCCUGACGAGCGCGCCCAAGCACGCAGUCUCCAAGCGAACCAAUCUUCCGCGACCAAAGCCAAGUAGAGAAACAGCAACGGUGGUGCGGUCUCGCCGUGAAGCAGCCGCCCGGCGACUUCCGGUCAAUGAACUGUUGCUUGUGAGGUCUCCUUCCGAAGUAGGCUGCACACCUGAUCCACGCAGCACCGCCCCUGAUACAGAAGACCAAGACCCAAUCGAGAGCAGCUGUACUGGAGACACACCGAAUUAUCAUGGUAGAGGUAACAGGAGGUCUUCGCCGAUCAAGGCUCCUUUGACCUCACUCAGACGACGUAUCAAGAAGCCAAAGUCUUCUCACAAGUCGAUUGUGGCAUUGCAACGAAAGGCUCUCGCACGUGCGCCAUUUUUCAAGGCAACCAAGCAGAAGACGGUGACUGGAGACGGGUUCGAGAUAUCAGAGAUGAAAGUCACCCAUCCGAAGCCUGUCAUGAAGCGGCGCUGCGGUCGCCGAAAUUUAGCAAAUUUAGCAAUGGGCUUUUCCACCUUGACCCUCAAGCCAGGUCCUCUGCCCGAUGUUGAAUUCUUUCCAGACAUUGUGAAAGAAGAGGUUAAGGCAGAAUGUGCUGCAACUGUGUUAAUGGAAGACGAAACAGCUCACACUGGUGGGAGCGGCUUCCGCCAACAACAUUCUGCCGAGCCGGCACAGCAGCGCACAGUCACCUUUAGCGAUCGUGUGCUGGACGAGAUGAUGUUCCAACGACUGUCUUCGGUCACGGCGCCCAAACGCGUCUACUCCAUAUCCUCGGACGAGAGUGAGGGCGAGGACUACGGGCACGACGAUUGGAAUCAAUCCGAGACCGGAACGCAUGAAGGAGACAACCAGGGUAACGAAAGGCCUCGUACGGUCUCUGCCUCUCCUCGUCCUGCAACACCGGGGGCUCGGCGUGCGUUGGAUCAUUCUGCCCGAUCGAGUCAUUCGUUAACCCGAUCUCCCUCAACCCAAGCUCGUAGCACAGGCGUUCAGUUCGACUUUCGCAAAUCUUCAGCCACGUCGGCUGCUAGACCUUCAUUCGACAAGCGUCAUCUGAUUGAAGUCGACGAGAUGAUUAUGGACGACCCUGACACCGAUAUGAUCUUUCCGGUCCACGACCAUGGCAAUGAGGAGAUGCUCGAGCCAAAUGUGCACGUAGUGGAUCUUGUUGAUCGCAAUACGCCUUCGCUCUCGAAGCCUCGCGCACCACGCUCCAUAUUGCGCCGGAAAAGCUCUUUGCAGCAAGAGAGCAACACUCAUCCCGAGAACACUGCAGCAAAUACGCGGCGCAACAGCAUUCGAAUUGCCGAUGAGAGCCACUACUUCAACGUGCACUCGAACGACGAUGCUGAAGACGAGCAGCACUCUGAGGAAGAGCAAGAGCCUACACCUCGUAGACGCAACACCGAGAUAAACCUCGACGAAAGCCGCUACUUCAGCGAAGUAGCCGGUCGACUCCAGCAAGACGCCAGCAAGAAACCUCGCAUCAUCAAGCAGCGCUCCAGUGAAGCCAGACGAGCCAGCUGGCUCAGCCAGCAAGAAGUUCUGAUACCUGACAGCGAUACUGCCGUGCUCGAAUCGUCCACGGAUGUCCAGGAUGCUUCCCCUGGACCGCCUGACUACACAAAUUUCAGCAAGCAGAAUGUUCUGAUGCGGAAUGGCGAUACUACUUGGACUUCGUCGAACGUGCCAAGGAUGUACAAAGAUCUGAAGACACUGACGAGAUCAGUGAGUCAGGAGCAUGGUACGUUGAGUCAGUCGGUGCGGAGGAAGUCGAGUUUGUCGUUCCGUUCGCCUACAAAGGCGAAAUGAAAUGGCAUGGUAGCGCAGGAUAGCAUGGAGGAGG
Molecule: messenger RNA, 2374 nt
Organism: Cercospora beticola
Lineage: Eukaryota; Fungi; Ascomycota; Dothideomycetes; Mycosphaerellales; Mycosphaerellaceae
Source: RefSeq, a predicted model, not a curated record